AUGGCAGAAAAGGAGUCCAGUCAGGAAAAAAAAAAGCACACUGAGUCAAAAGCACCUGAGGUGAUAAAUGAAAGGAGAAUGUCAGAGAGAAGACCGAGUGUGCAAAAAAGUAUUGAUAAAAGCCCUCCUGCUGUCGUGCCAGCAGAAUCUGGUAAGGGAGGUGAGAACAAAGUGAAUCAGCCUUCUUGGAUGUCCAUGGCAAGACAGAAACAGCUCAGCUUUAAGGAUGAAAACCCCAUUUGCAAACAAAGGACUGCAAAUCAAGAGGCUGACAAACAGAACAAAGAGAGGACAGAGGUUAAUUUAAAGCAGCAAACUGACCAAAUGCAGAACAAAAGUACAAUCACGGCAGUUGCUGUUGUUCCUGAAGAAACAAAAACAGAAAUGAAUGAGCCAAGACGGAGAGCAAACACAUUGCCGUAUCCUGUCCCUGGUACACAGCUGUCCUUGAUAACAGAGAAAGAAGAAAAGGUCACAUACAAGCGUCCAACCCUUUCUGUGUCUGAGGAACCUUCUUGGAUGGAGCUGGCUAAGAAGAAAUCCCAAGCCUGGAGUGACAUGCCACAGAUCAUUAAAUAG
Molecule: messenger RNA, 579 nt
Organism: Staurois parvus
Lineage: Eukaryota; Metazoa; Chordata; Amphibia; Anura; Ranidae
Source: the annotation of a GenBank genome assembly